This is a messenger RNA of Pyricularia oryzae 70-15, 3273 nucleotides long. RefSeq lists its product as uncharacterized. NCBI's taxonomy places the organism in Eukaryota, Fungi, Ascomycota, Sordariomycetes, Magnaporthales, Pyriculariaceae. Gene Ontology annotation, biological process: regulation of DNA-templated transcription. The transcript has 5 exons. Bases 383 to 2836 code for a protein of 817 amino acids. The record is from RefSeq and is a predicted model, not a curated record. Gene Ontology annotation, cellular component: RSF complex.
GUCGAAAUCGCGUCGCCCGCGGAAGAGCGAAAGCAUCGUCAUCUUCGGCUCACAUUUUGCCUGACUUCAGGAAGUUCGGCCUAACUUGCAUCCCCUACCCACAUUCAACGCCAGGCGCUUUUCUGCCGUUCUUAUCCAAAUAUUGACUUUUAAUCAUUGCAACCUCUUACCUGAAUGCACUUCGGUUGCUCAAUCCGACAACUGGCUUGCCCCUCGAGACGAGUAAUGACGCGAUCUUCGCCCAUCAAACCGUGCCUUGCCUAUUGACCUGAAUCCCUGCUCAGGCGCCGCCGUCUUGAAAUUUCGAUCAACAACUGCACAAUCGUUGCCCUCGACGGAUCGGGCUAUUCAUUCUGCUCGGCUUCGCGAGUAGGCCGCCGCAAUGGUUUCCUCAAGGAAGCGCUCCUUUCAGGAGGUUGAUAAAGAGGACGUCCAGGCUCCCAAGGAGCCUUCCCUGCUGCAGCGCAUCAGGAAUAUGUGGCAACUCGCCAACAUCGCGCAAUUCCUAGCUAUAUUUGGGCCUGCAGUCAAGAUCGAACCUCCGGAUAUGGAUGAACUGGAGGCGGAAUGUCUUAAACCCCACUCGACCGCGCUUCAAGAAAUUGGACUGGGCAUGCUCAAGUUUCUCUCUUCCCAUAGAGGCCUAACACUCGAGUUGUUCGAUGAGUAUAGUAGGAGGCAGUUUACUUCAAAAGCUCCAGAGAUCGAGAAUCCGUUUGGGAAUGAUGAAGUCGCGCUCAAGUUUGCCGAUUUUGACGUCUUCAAGAAGAUUCGAGUACUCCACCAAAUGACCCAACUUAUGUUGCGGCAAUCGGAAAAGUUGCGUGAGCGCAUGAGCGAGAUCAAAGACGCCGACCAUGACCAUACAGCUUGGAGGAUUGAACCUAUCGGUUGGGAUGAGGAUGAUCGUACAUACUUUCUUCUUGACGAUAACAGACUUUACAGGUUGACUGAUGCUCCGCCGCCGAAACCACCCGCGCCAAAGCCGAAGAAGAACUCCAAGAAGGCGCGUGCCGCUGCCAGGGCUGCAAAGCGGCGCCGCGUAUCUGGGGUUGCAGACUCUAUAGUUGAUCAUGACGAAGAUGGGAACGAAGAUGUGCAGGACGACCAAGAUUCAAAAGAUUUAGAGCAACUUGAAGAUGAUGGUCUUGGAGGGGCCAAGUGGGAAUGUAUCACCGUCUCGCUGGACGAUGUCAACCAAUUUCUUGAAAGUUUCAAGAAGACCAAGGAUCCGAACGAGAAGAUACUCAGAAAGCAAGUCCAAGACCACCUGGUGCCCAUCUUGGAGCGCGAGGAAGAAAAACGUCAAAAGAAGAUCCGGGAGCGAGAACGAGAGCUACUGAAUUUGGAAAAGAUGGCGAAUGCCAAACGCUCCAGCCGCCUGGCUCACAAGGCUGAGAAAACCCGUAUCGACGAACAAACCCAAGCCGAAAAACUCAAGCAACUCGAGCAGGAGGCUGCCGCCCGGAAGGAACAGGAGAAUCUGCGCAAAAUUGAAAAGGAACGAAACUCGAGGUUAAUGUCUAGAGAGAAGCGCCUCAGGGAGCGAGAAGCGCGCCGUUUACAGCACGAGCGAGAGCUCUCAGUCCUUUCAGAGGAUAGCAAAAGUGUUGGAUCUGCCCCUGGACGAAUGUCAGAAAGGCGUCGUGAGGCUGAGAUCCAAAGGGCUAAGCGAGCUCUGGAGGAGCUCGAUGACGAAGAGGAAGAGUGGGUGUUCGACUGCGUCUGCGGGCUGCAUGGCCAAGUUGAUGAUGGCGAACAUAGCGUGGCGUGCGAAAGGUGCAAUGUUUGGCAGCAUAGCAAGUGUCUUGGCAUCGACCAGGACGAGGCUGAGCGGGAGGAUUUCCACUUCAUCUGUGGGCCCUGCAAGCGGCGCCAGGAGGAGAACGAGCGUCUCCGUCCUAGAGGCACAGUUAUAAAGAUAAAGCUUGGAUCUGCCAGCUCGUCCCCUGCGACUGCCAAGGCAGCUCCUGCCGCACAAAAUUCCGAAUCGUCCCAAUACGCAAAGCAGUCGACAGUUCUCAGUGGUGCUGCGAGUGAAAAUGCCGCUGAGCUUGGCACAAAGGCUGCCGAUCCACCAGCGAGUACCGUCAAGACACCGAGGGUUGGUGACUUGUCUUUCACCUCGGCCAGCUCUCCAGUUCUACCGCCCCCGCAGGAGCAUCAAAACUUCACCAUCCCGAUCAAGUCAGCCGCCGCUGCACCUCUGCAGUCUACAGAGACUCGUGCUUUACAAAGGCCCAACCCUGAUGGCGUGCAUAAUCCGUUUUCGUCUCCCCACCCGGACCUAUCGCCACCCAGCCAGUCCCCUACGAAAGCUCGGGCAUACCAUACCGUCUUUGAGCAGUCCAGCCCCUCGAAUGUUGUCGGCGACACGAAUGGGCAGAAGACCAAUGGUCGCGUCCAUCCUUCUACCACACCUGUCCUGGCACCAGCACAACCUAGGGCAGAGUCUGCAGCUGCCAUGAGGCCCCAAUCCCCAACAAAGGCCAGUUUUGACAGCUCGCGACAACCACUUCAGUCCAAGGCACAAUCUCCGGGUGCGAACAUGCUCCCCGGUCCGUUGACUACGCCGCAAUUCAAACCCGGUUUUUCGGAGAAUAGAUCAGUGCAGAGGCCAUCCCCUUUACCGCCCUCAAGUGCAGGCAUGUCACCUACGAAGCACUCGCCAUCUUUUCCACCGACGACCAUGAAUGGCCUUCACCCGAGUUCAAGUCCGACACCUCCGGUGUUUCCGCCUAUCGAGGCUUUGUCGCCAUCUCCACGCCCCCAAGAUCCGACCCCACCGGUAAAGCCGUCAACCCCGGCUUCAAGCUUCAACAGCGGGAUCCCUUAAUGGGUUACAAACCUCACUUACUAGUUUUCAUUUUAUUUCUGGUCAUUUGAUGGUUUGUAUUUGACUUGCUAGGGUUUUUCGUUUUCGGAUUGCAUCUUGGGGCGUGGAGUUUUCGAGAUAUUAGUAAAGCACCAAUUGUGUUUUAAUUACAUAUAGACUCAAACUGGGUAGGAGAGGUGUUACUCCUAUGUUUUUGCCUUUUUUUUUUCUUUGUCUUCAGUCGAGAUAUUGCGGUAUGCUUCACAUUGUCUGGGGUAUACCCAAGUUUUGUGAUGCUUUAAAGAAACCGAAAACAAGGACUCCUAGACUGUGAGACUGCGGCAGCCUUGAUCGACGAAGACUGCCAAACAUCUAGAAGCUAGCUGCCUGCUUAAGAGGGAACUUCGGCUGGAAAUAGAGGUUAACUUGACAUUGACAUUGACAAAACUAGUGGUACC